GCUUUCCUAGUCGCACGCCCGCCACGCGCUCGUGGCUGCCUCUCCUUAUGCAAAGUAGUCGCGCCUCUUGCUAGCUUCUUAACUUAAUGUAUGUUGUUUAGUGGUCUAUGUAUUCACUCCACCCGACCGUGACUUGAAGGAGCGCACCUCCGCGGCCAGGACGAGAUAGGAGAGGUCCAAUGCCCGACCAGCAGCGCCGCUCAUGGCACCAGCCUGACGUUACUAAUCUGCCCCCCGACUCGUAUACCGCCCAGAGACUGGAACAUGCCACGCCCGAGCAUCUGCAUCUCACGACGAGACGCUACUUCAUCGGUCCUAUCCCCACGGCAUGGCUGACCAAGCACCGCUCCGAUUGGUACAAGCACCAUUUGCGAAUCAAUUACUCGACGCGUACGGCGACCUUCUCCUCAGACCCACGCGAGGCGCGCCAGCGACGACUGAGUGGCCUCGAAGGCCCCAGCUCCUCUGCCCUCUUCCAGCACAGCUUCCCCCAGCCCGAAGAACUCCAAGCAGAAGAUGAGGAAGGAGCGCAAGAGCUCGAGGCCAGCGGAGCCAAUGGCGCGGCAGGUGCGACUGCAGCGACUCCACCAGCCUUGCAAGUGCCGCGCGCUUCAGACCACAAAAGCGAUGUCAUGGACGAUGACGAGAACGACGAGUUCGUAGACGCGCCUUCGGAGCCAGAGGACGAUGACAUCGAACGCGUCCACACCAACGAACGGACAAUCCGCCGAUCGAGUACGGACAAGACGUACAUCACUGCAUCCUCCAUACCCGUAGACGAAGACGAAGACGAAGACGAACAGAGAUCGGCCGAAAGACCGCUGCAGGAGCAACACCAACAACAAGCACAGGCACCGGCCUCGGCUGAUGUCGAUUCGAAACCGCCCGCAAAAGGUAUAAUGGCAAGGGUCCGGAGAAGAUCAGGCAUGAUGUCCUCUUCCGCGGAACAGCUCCAAGACACAGACCCUGCCACGGGAGAUUUGACGCGCAAGAAGUCGAACCUUCGGAACCUUGUGAAGUUUGACAUACCGGAGGAUUCCCGACGCGCCACGAUCCAGCUCAAAGCGAAGAAGGCGCAAAUGACUGUCCAGCGAGCUGGUACCAAGAUAAGACGACAGAAGAUUAAAGAUGGGCUUGUCGUCAAGAUGGAACGCAUGCUUGUGCGAGUGGAUGCCGCCGCAGAAGUUCCCGAAGACUUUGAUGAGAAUGUCAACCAGAGAGUCGUCUCCCGCGUCAAAGAUAAAUGGCGGGAGUACAUGGUCGUCUGCCGUCACAGCCAUACCAAUGACGCAGAAUUUCUGCUGCAGCUCUACCAGACUCGGGUCAUCCCGGAAAUUGAGAAUGCAGGAGCAGGCAAGAAAGCCGCAUACGAAGUUCCGCUGGGGAGGAAGACCUGCAAAGUCAAUCUCUACUCGUCGUUGGACAAGUCAAUGGUCGUGUCCUCGCCAGGUUCACGCGAGACCCUCAUCUUCAUCAUGCAAGCUCGAACCGCAUCCAAUGCAGUAGAGUGGUAUACCUUUCUCCGUAACGUUCUUGGCUGGCAGCGUGCUUCCGAACUCCAAAUCAGUAUACCGGACAUGAGCUUGAGCAUACGGAUCGCCAACCCAUUCGAGAAGUUAGAGGCAUCACAAAACAAAGUCCAAGAUGCAGAGAACACCGAGGAGGCUUUGCUAAGAACUAUGCAAGAAGAACAGGCUGUUGCUCAAGAUUUGAUUAGGCGCUGCUUAGAUCAACUGCAAGAUGCACCGGAGUGGGCUGACGUGCUGGAAUCUUGGAUUAAGGACCAGCGCAUAGGUCUCGCCUGGAAGCGCUACGAUCGUCUCGAAUGGAUACAUGGAGCGAAUGAGCGGAAGAUGUACGGCACGAUAGCUAUGCUGAAGUCGCAUGAACUGGAACUGAGGCCCAAGACACACUAUCCAACGACUGCAGUGACAAGGAAGAAGCACAAGACCUUGACCGAACCGGUUCCUGUCGAAGGCUUUCUCAUCAGACUGACAGGGCAGCGAGGACGGGCAAAGCGACUAGGCCUCAUGUACCACAAGCAACUUUACUUUGCCAGCCACGAUCAGUAUCUCGUCUUUUCGCGACCAACGAAAGCCACCCCACCUCCGCCUCCGAGGCUACCUGCGUCUGGAAACGCCAAUGUGCCGACAGCGCAAGCGGUCAAAGACGCGGUGCCAGAGAGCUGGGCUGUCAACCCUUAUGGCCUCCAGGAUGGGCAGAUUGAAUGGCUGAUGGAGGGUCACUCAGGCACGACGGAAGCGAGGCGGUUGCAUGAUGAAGAUGCGGCAGAUGAAGCUGCCCGCAAAGAGCAGAACCUGCUCAACUGCGACGGCUACAUCAGCUUGGCAGACGUCGUCAAAGUCCGCAAAGCCCAGUUGGGUGCCAGUCCCGCUGACGAAGACCUGGAGGAAGGUUCGGAUGUGGACUUUGAUGAUGAGGUUGACGACUCUAUGCGCAACGAUGGAGCUACGAAGGACCUGGACAUCGAUCGUACUCUCGAGUUGGUCAUGAAGAAUGGCCUCAUCAUUCGCUUACAGGCCGCAGACAAAGCACAUCGGAAAGAGUGGAUACAACACUUACGCGCUCUUGCCAAGUACUGGAAACAUCGCACCGCAUCAGAUAUCGCCCUCUACAAAGCCACACGUAGUCGCAACCUCAGCGCCCUUAAGAUUGACGAAGAGGCAGAAGCACACGUUGGGCAAUUCGCCAGGAAAUGGGAGGUAACUCAAUCUUUUGCUUCACCAGAGCUCUACAACAUGUGUGGUAUCGCUUGUUGCCGCAGCGUUCAUAUGAGCGGAAUGUUGUAUCGCAAACCGCGCAUACAUGCGCCCUUUACACGAUGCAGCGUUCUGCUGACCGCCGGCACACUGCUCAUAUUUCGCGAUGUCUUGCGAAGCAGGGUUGGCAAGCAAUUGGCGCACAUCCACCACGAGCGCAUCGCGAAUCUCGAUCUCAAGGACUGCUAUGUCUACUCUGGUCUCCUCACAGAGAACGACCUCCUCUACCAGAAUCAAACCUUCGAUGCGAACAAACCAGGUCACCACGCCCUUCCAAGAAUCUACCUCGAAGAUGGCUGGACCUCCACAGACGAGGAUGUCAUGACUACGUUUGUCAUAUGGCAUGGCAAAGCAAAGAGCUGGUUCCGCGCUGAAGAGGGUGCGGGUGGUGGCGAGCAAGUUCGCAAGGAGGGCAAGCGCACGAAACUGAAGAGGGUAGCUAAGCUUGGAAGUAAAGGCCGUAGCGUGGUAUUUAGGGCGCGAUCGCGUGCAGAGCGAGACCAUUGGGUACUUGCAAUACAGAACGAGAUUGAGCGAAUCCAGGGCGAUAAUGCUGACUUCAGACUCGAAGAGAGUGGUGAGAAGGGGAUGGCAAAUGGAAACGUUAGUCAGAGUAAUACUAAUGCGUAAGAGGCGGAUGGUCUAGCUUGCUCAUGGAGGUCUGUAUUGUACAUUUGGCGCAUUGUCCUGUAUAGGCGUACUGAGCCUUUAGCAAUUAUGACUUAGCACGGCGGUGGGUGGUCUGAGUAUGUACAUCGUUGCAUAUUUGCUGUUGACAAUUGACGACGGCGUUUGAGCUAUAUACAUAGGUACUCGUAAUGUAAUACCAUCGGAGUAUCCGAAGUUAAAAUCUUGCAACACUUCUUCGACAUGGAACAAAGACC
Molecule: messenger RNA, 3664 nt
Organism: Alternaria rosae
Lineage: Eukaryota; Fungi; Ascomycota; Dothideomycetes; Pleosporales; Pleosporaceae
Product: Pleckstrin homology domain-containing protein
Exons: 6
Coding region: 180-3410 (1076 amino acids)
Biological process (GO): ascospore-type prospore membrane formation; protein localization to prospore membrane
Cellular component (GO): prospore membrane
Source: RefSeq, a predicted model, not a curated record